This is a messenger RNA of Nicotiana tabacum (common tobacco), 6229 nucleotides long. The record is from RefSeq and is a predicted model, not a curated record. NCBI's taxonomy places the organism in Eukaryota, Viridiplantae, Streptophyta, Magnoliopsida, Solanales, Solanaceae.
AGCGUAAAACAUAAAUUAGCCCCGUCCCCCCUCUCUCUCCUCUCUUACCCACACUCUGUGUGUUUUUUGAAACGAGAAAGAUAAAACGUAUUAUCGCACUCGAUUUCAACCCAUUUUUCCCAAAAACUCGCCGGCACUCGGCUGAGACCUAAAGGACAAAUAAAGAAGCAAAAACUAAAGCACACUACAACCGCUUCCUCUUCCUCCGGGCGCUUUUCCGAUCAAUCUAAACAUCGAGAAGUUCAUAUACAUUUUUCGAAAACCUUCUGUAUAUAUACAUAGAUAUAUAGGUUACAAUGUCGGAAGAUGAGAAGUUGUUGAAAGAGGCAAAGAAAUUGCCGUGGGACGAGCGAUUUGCGCACAAAAAUUGGAAGGUCCGAAAUGACGCUAACAUUGACCUCGCCGCCGUCUGCGACUCCAUUACUGAUCCCAAGGACCCUCGCCUACGUGAAUUCGGUCCAUUAUUUAGGAAGACAGUAGCGGAUUCCAAUGCGCCAGUUCAGGAGAAGGCUCUUGAUGCUUUGAUUUGUUACUUGAAAGCUGCCGAUGCUGAUGCUGGGAGAUAUGCGAAAGAAGUAUGUGACGCAGUAGUAGUUAAAUGCUUGACGGGCAGGCCAAAGACAGUGGAGAAGGCACAGAUGGUUUUUUUGCUUUGGAUAGAGUUGGAGGCUGUCGAGGCAUUUUUGGAUGCUAUGGAGAAAGCAAUUAAAAAUAAAGUUGCCAAAGCUGUGGUUCCUGCGAUCGAUGUCAUGUUUCAGGCUUUGAGUGAAUUUGGAGCAAAGAUUAUUCCACCAAAAAGAAUCUUGAAGAUGCUCCCUGAACUGUUUGACCAUCAAGAUCAGAAUGUUCGUGCUUCAUCCAAGGGGCUGACACUGGAACUCUGCCGCUGGAUUUCAAAAGAGACAGUGAAAUCUAUAUUGUUUGAGAAAAUGCGUGAUACAAUGAAAAAAGAAUUGGAAGCUGAGCUUGUCAAUGUUACGGGGACUGCUAAGCCAACACGUAAAAUAAGAUCUGAGCAGGACAAGGAGCCAGAGCUGGAAGUGGUUUCUGAUGCAGUUGCCGCUGGCCCUUCUGAAGAAUCUGCUGCAGAUGUUCCGCAGGAGAUAGAUGAGUAUGACCUUGUGGAUCCUGUUGACAUUUUGAUCCCUCUGGAGAAGACAGGAUUUUGGGAAGGCGUGAAAGCAGCCAAGUGGUCAGAGCGUAAAGAGGCUGUUGCAGAGCUGACUAAGCUUGCAUCUACCAAGAAAAUUGCACCUGGUGAUUUCGCAGAAAUUUGCAGGACACUUAAGAAGCUCAUCACAGAUGUAAAUAUUGCCGUUGCAGUUGAAGCCAUCCAGGCAAUUGGAAAUCUUGCAAGGGGACUGAGAACACAUUUUUCCGGAAGCUCUCGCUUCUUGUUGCCUGUAUUACUGGAAAAACUGAAAGAGAAAAAACCAACUUUGACGGAUGCACUUACUCAAACACUCCAGGCGAUGCACAAAUCAGGGUGCUUAAUUCUCACUGAUAUUGUUGAAGAUGUCAAGACUGCCACGAAAAAUAAAGUUCCUCUAGUGCGAUCACUGACUUUAAAUUGGGUGACAUUUUGCAUUGAAACAAGCAACAAGGCUGUUAUUCUAAAAGCACAUAAGGAAUAUGUUCCCAUUUGUAUGGAGAGCCUGAAUGAUGGAACACCAGAAGUUAGAGAUGCUGCUUUUUCAGCCUUGGCAGCUGUGGCCAAGUCGGUUGGCAUGAGACCUCUGGAAAAGUCGUUGGAGAAACUAGAUGAUGUUAGAAAGAAGAAGUUAUCCGAAAUGAUUGGGGGCUCUGGUGGUGAUCCAGUUUCCACAUCCAGCUCUGGUGCAGUCCCAUCAUCCGGAGGAAUUAUGUCUUCCACCCAGGCUUCAACUGGAUCACUUGUUAAGAGGUCUGCAGCGAGCAUGCUUAGUGGAAAGAAACCUGUCCAGGCCGCUCCUCCUAGUAAGAAAGGGGCAUCUGCAAAAUCUGGUACAAAUAAGAGGGGUGAUGGAGCUACUCAGUUAAAGGCAUCUAAGCCUGUUGAAGUUGAAGAUGUUGAGCCUGCAGAGAUGAGUCUCGAAGAGAUUGAAAGUAAAUUAGGCUCCCUUAUACAGCCGGAGACGAUUACUCAGUUGAAGAGUGCAGUGUGGAAAGAGUCCUUGUCUAGCGGUGGCCUAGAUAGUCUUCCUCGUGAAGACAUUAGUGGAAAGAUAACUCCUGCUUUGCUCAAGGGACUGGAAAGUUCUGACUGGAAGGCCCGCUUAGAAUCUAUUGAAACUGUAAAUAAGAUAUUGGAAGAGGCCAAUAAGCGCAUUCAACCUACUGGAACUGGAGAGUUAUUUGGUGCUCUUAGAGGCCGUCUAUGUGACAGCAACAAGAAUUUAGUCAUAGCAACUUUGUCAACUGUUGGUGGUGUUGCUUCAGCUAUGGGACCAGCAGUUGAGAAGUCGAGCAAGGGGAUUCUGUCGGACAUAUUGAAAUGUCUUGGUGACAAUAAAAAGCACAUGAGAGAGUGCACUUUGAAUACACUAGAUUCUUGGCUUGCUGCUGUUCAUCUUGAUAAAAUGGUGCCUUACAUUACUGGUGCACUAACUGAUGCCAAACUUGGUGCGGAGGGCCGCAAAGAUCUCUUUGAUUGGUUGUCCAAACAACUAACUGGAAUGAAAGAAUUUCCUGAUGCUGUACACCUUCUAAAGCCUGUUGCAUCUGCUAUGACGGACAAAUCUGCUGAUGUUCGGAAAGCAGCAGAAGCAUGCUUUGGAGAACUUCUUAGAGUGUGCGGGCAGGAGAUGGUGAGCAAGAACCUGAAAGAUAUUCAAGGACCUGCUUUAGCUAUCGUUGUUGAGCGAUUGAGACCAUAUGGGGUACUUCAAGAAACUUUCGAUCUUGGAAGAACAUCUUCCACUGGGACAACAUCAAAGGUGGGAUCAAAGAUUGGAAAAUCCACUGGUCCUGCUGAACGUGCUUCUAGGCAUGGAAACAGAGCUGGAGCUUCGAGAGCUAUUCCUACAAGGAACUCAAGGCAAGAGACCUUAAUGUCUGUUCAGGACAUUAGUGUCCAGUCACAAGCUUUGAUAAAUGUUAAGGACUCGCACAAGGGUGAAAGAGAGAGAAUAGUUGUUCGCAGAUUUAAGUUUGAAGAGCCACGAUUGGAACAAAUACAAGAUCUUGAGAGUGACCUGAUGAAGUACUUCAGGGAGGAUUUGCACCGGAGGCUUCUAAGUACAGACUUCAAGAAACAAGUUGAUGGAAUAGAGAUGCUGCAAAAGGCGCUUCCAUCAAUUGCGAAGGAACUAAUUGAAGUUCUUGAUAUAGUCCUGAGAUGGUUUGUCCUGAGGUUCUGUGAAUCAAACACUUCCUGUCUGCUCAAGGUUCUGGAAUUUCUGCCUGAGCUUUUUGAGAUGUUAAGGAACGAGGGAUACAUGAUGACUGAAGCUGAAGCUGCCAUUUUCCUUCCUUGCUUGGUUGAGAAGUCUGGCCAUAACAUUGAAAAAGUGCGUGAAAAAAUGCGAGAGCUUACUAAGCAAAUCAUUCAUGCAUAUUCUGCUGCAAAGACUUUUCCUUAUAUUUUGGAAGGUUUACGAUCAAGGAGCAAUCGAACUCGUAUAGAAUGUGCUGACCUUGUUGGCUACUUACUGGAUAAUCAUGAAGCUGAGAUUGGUGGACAAUUAAAAUCGUUGAAAGAUGUUGCAAAUUUAACAGCAGAACGAGAUGGUGAGACUAGGAAGGCUGCGUUGAAUACUCUUGCUACUGGCUAUAAGAUUCUUGGUGAUGACAUUUGGAAAUAUCUUGGAAAGCUGACGGAGGCGCAGAGAAGCAUGCUAGAUGAUAGAUUCAAGUGGAAGGCUAGAGAGAUGGACAAAAGAAGAGAGGGCAGACCUGGGGAAGCUAGGGCUGCUUUAAGGCGUUCAGUGAGGGAUAACGGGUCCGAUAUAGCGGAGCCGAGUGGUGAAGUUUCACGGUCGUUAGCUGGCCCAAUCUUAAAUAGGGAUAUUUAUAACAAUACAGAGUUUCCGAUGGAAAGAAUUGUGAAUCUCCGGCCAGUUUCUGGUACAAUGGGUCCCUCUGACUGGAAUGAAGCUCUGGAUAUUAUAGCAUCUGAUUCUCCAGAGCAGUCUGUUGAAGGUAUGAAAGUUGUGUGCCAUUUGUUGGCCGUAGCAACCAACGAUCCUGAAGGCAGUGCCAUGGACGACAUUGUCAAAGAUGCAGACAAGCUUGUUUCCUGCUUGGCAAAUAAGGUAGCAAAAACUUUUGACUUCAGUCUGAUGGGUGCAUCAUCAAGAUCUUGCAAAUAUGUUCUUAACACACUCAUGCAGACAUUCCAGAAUAAAACUCUUGCUCAUGCCGUAAGGGAGAGUACCCUAGAUAUCCUCAUUACUGAGCUUUUGCUUUGGCUUCUUGAUGAGAGAGUACCCCGCAUGGAUGAUGGCAGUCAGCUCUUGAAAGCAUUGAAUGUUCUGAUGCUAAAAAUCUUGGACAAUGCUGAUCGAACAUCAUCCUUCGUUGUGCUGAUUAAAUUAUUAAGGCCUUUGGACCCAUCAAGGUGGCCAUCUCCAGCAACAGAUGAAUCUCUUGUCAUACGAAAUCAGAAGUUCUCUGAUUUGGUUGUGAAAUGUCUUAUAAAACUUACGAAGGUUCUUCAAAGCACCAUAUAUGAUGUCGACCUUGAUCGGAUCCUUCAGAGCAUUCACAUUUACCUGCAAGAACUAGGAAUGGAUGAGAUCAGGAGGAGAGCGGGAGCCGAUGAUAAACCUUUACGAAUGGUGAAAACUGUGUUGCAUGAGCUUGUCAAGCUUCGUGGUACUGCCAUUAAAGGUCACCUAUCGAUGGUGCCGAUAGACAUGCAACCACCACCCAUUAUUCUUGCUUACAUUGAUCUUAACCUUCAGACCUUGGCAGCUGCAAGGAUGUUGACCCCGUCUGUACCUGGGCAAACUCACUGGGGUGAUUCUGCAGCGAAUAAUCCAGCACCUGCAACACAUAAUGCAGAUGCACAGCUGAAGCAAGAACUUGCUGCCAUAUUUAAGAAGAUCGGUGAUAAGCAAACAUGCACAAUUGGUCUUUAUGAGUUGUACCGGAUCACACAAUUGUAUCCCAAGGUUGAUAUAUUUGCUCAGCUGCAAAAUGCUAGUGAGGCAUUCCGAACAUAUAUUAGAGAUGGUCUUGCCCAGAUGGAAAAGAAUGCUGCGGCUGGAAGGACGCCUUCUAGUGUACCCAUGUCAACUCCUCCCCCAUCUUCAUUAAACCUGUCUUCUCCCAAAUUUGGCACGUUAUCUCCCGUAAAUACAAACCCAUUGAAUGAUGCGAAAUCUGUAAACAAUAAAGUUGAACCAUCACAAUUUAGUUUGCCACCGUCAUAUGGCGAAGAUGACAGGGGUGGUAAUGCCCUGCUCUCAAGAGGACUCUCAUCUGAACAUUUGGAGUUACGGCACCAAUUGGGGGAACAAAGAAAUGAUAGAUUGCCUUCUGGAGUUACUAGUGGAACACUAGAAGCAAUCCGCGAAAGAAUGAAAAGCAUGUCAUUAGCAGCAACUGGGGGGAACCCGGACCCAAGUAGUAGAACACUAAUGUCCAUGAAUGGUAAUGUCAGCCACAUGGUGUCAACUCAAGCUCCUGGUAUUGAACAUUCUAGCAUUGAAAAUUCCAUUCAGAGUGGGGUUCUUCCUAUGGAUGAGAAGGCACUUUCAGGUCUCCAGGCGCGAAUGGAAAGGCUAAAGAGUGGAUCUAUGGAAUUCUAGAUGCAGAGCUUCAUUAUAUAAGUGUGAUUCUUCGGGAAUUCCCAGUGAACUUGCAUCAUAUGAUGCUUUAUGUUUGUCGAGAAACACCUUAACAACUAUACCACAGUAAUCAGCUCAUGCCUCAUUAUAAGUGGGGAAAGCAAGGAAAGCUCAGCUUGCGUUGCUAUCUGAAUUCUAUGGGACAGAGAUGUGUUAUUGAGAUCUUGGAGAUUGUGUAAUGCUUCAAGGUGUACCAUAAUGGUUUUAUCCGGCAGGGUUAGCUGUAUAUUUGUAGAGAUAUCUUACCGAUUUGAAUAUGUCUUUUUGAUAAUAUCUAAUUUAAUUGAAAGGCUCUCGUGUGUUUCAGAAAUGCUGAUCUAGUAUGUUACGCCUCAAUUGAUAGCUACGUUCUGCCAAGGUAGUUGAGAGUUGUGUAAGUUGUAUGACGGCACUUAACUGUUGUAAUCUUCCGAUUUUUACGUUUGAUUCUGUAGUUGGUAAGAAAAAUACUGUGAGUA